AAUAUUAGAAUUCAAUAAUUUCAUCAAUUUCAUUAUAAUGACAUCUAGUAGUAAAUUACACCAUUAAGUUUACGUGGGCAUUCGAUCCAAUCCAACCUUUUUGUCUCCUCACAUUAUAAUGAUAUUGGUUACCACAAUCUCUUAUCUAGUGGAGAGUAGAAAUUAGUAAUAAGGGACUUUCUUGUAACAUUUUGUAGUUGAAGGACUGAAUUGCAAGACUUUUAUAAGUUGAAGGGUUAGAAUAGAAAUAACUUGUUUAGUACUUUGACGAGAGAGAGAGAGAGAGAGAGAGAGAGAGUUGCGGGACCGAGAGUUGCCGACGUCGUGAUCUGGUAUUGAAAUUACAAUCCGUUUGAUAAUGUAAAUCCAAAAAUAUGAAUUUGUGAUUAUUAUUAUUAUGACGAUGAUGAUGAUGAUGAUGAUGAUGAUGUGAAUGUAUCUAUGAGAGUAGACUAUCCACAAAAUUCAAACGCAGUUUCAAUACAAUCACACAUUCUUCUUCUUCUUCUUCUUCCUUUUCAAUUUACAACAACAAAAAAUAGGGUUUUUUUACCAUUCACCGGCUGUGUUUGCUUGCUUCUGGUGGACCUGCUUUAAUUCUCUCCCGACAAUCAACCUCAACCAGGUAGUAAAAAAAAAAUAUGACUAAUUCCAAGGAGAAGAACGAAGAUGACGGUGUUGGGCAUGGACAAGAAGAAUCUAGUCUGGUUUUGGAAACUGAAACUCAAACUCCAACUCCAGCCCAAGAUCAAAACCAACCUCGGGAUGAACAAAAAACUGCUGUUUCUCCUACUCACACCCCUCUUCCACUUCCACUUCCACCCAAAACUGAAGCUUCUGAAGUACCUCUUCACCAACCUGGAGAUGAGCCUGUUUCUAAAUCCUCUUCUGAUAUGAAACCUGAACCUGGAAAUGGAAAUGGAAAUGGAAAUGGUGUUCUUAUAGCUGAGCCCACCUCAAAACACGCUUUUCUUUUAGACCAACACAUGUAUGAAGGAAAUGAAUCAGGGACAGAAGAGGACCAGUCAAACUUUAUGAAGGAGCUCGAAAAUUUCUUUAGAGAGAGGGCCAUGGAAUUCAAACCUCCCAAGUUCUAUGGAGAAGGUCUAAAUUGCCUCAAGCUUUGGAGAGCUGUGACUAAAUUAGGUGGCUAUGACAAGGUGACUACAUGUAAGCUGUGGCGGCAAGUGGGGGAGUCCUUCAAACCCCCAAAGACAUGCACAACAGUUUCUUGGACAUUUCGUGGUUUUUAUGAGAAGGCACUCUUGGAUUAUGAAAGGCAUAAAACAAGUGGAGGUGAGCUUAAUAUACCUGUUUCUUCCCAUGCAGAGCCUGUCAUUGUUGAUACUCAGGCUUCAGGUUCAGGUAGAGCACGAAGGGAUGCUGCUGCACGUGCUAUGCAGGGUUGGCACUCACAGCGUCUUCUUGGUAAUGGUGAAGUCAGUGACCCCAUUAUUAAAGACAAAAGUUCUAUAUCCAUGCAGAAGCGUGAAAAACAACUGAAAAAUAUAGGUUUACUUAAACGUAAGAAGCCUCCUUACACAGAUCACGUGGUAAAAGCAGCACGCACUAAAGCAUCAAAGUCUCAGUUGGACAUUGCAGUGGUUGAUGCUGGACCUCCAGCUGAAUGGGUGAAGAUCAAUGUGCAAAGAACUAAAGAUUGCUUUGAGGUAUAUGCAUUAGUUCCAGGACUUCUACGCGAGGAGGUGCGAGUCCAAUCUGAUCCUGCGGGACGGCUGGUUAUAAGUGGUGAACCCGAACAUGCUGACAAUCCGUGGGGUGUGACACCUUUCAAGAAGGUCGUGAGCCUGCCAUCAAGAAUCGACCCACAUCAAACAUCGGCAGUGGUGACUCUGCACGGGCAACUAUUUAUUCGUGUUCCAUUUGAGUUGUCGGAGUAGCAACGUAUAAGGAUUGAUUGUUCCUUACAAACCACCUUUCUUUAUUUUUUUGUUCCGGUCUCUCCAACCCCAAUAAUAGUAAAGUCUAAAGUAGAAACAGGAGGAGUUUUAGCAUGAUGUUGCGUUGGUAACCUCAGACCUCAGACCUCGACCCAGUUAUAGUUUAGUUUAGGCCUAACUGUGCUUUGUAGUUCAACUUCAUUUGUGUAAUUUGUUCACAUUUAAACGUUAUUUAUGUUUUGAAUAAUUUGUACAUUUUAUUCCGUGGAAGAAUGAAUACUUUGUAUUUCUUUCUUUUGGAACCAUUUGAUUUGGACAA
Molecule: messenger RNA, 2220 nt
Organism: Cannabis sativa
Lineage: Eukaryota; Viridiplantae; Streptophyta; Magnoliopsida; Rosales; Cannabaceae
Product: AT-rich interactive domain-containing protein 3
Exons: 13
Coding region: 642-1901 (419 amino acids)
Biological process (GO): regulation of transcription by RNA polymerase II
Cellular component (GO): nucleus
Molecular function (GO): DNA binding
Source: RefSeq, a predicted model, not a curated record